GCGGCCCAUCGUCAAACAGCUUGUAAAAGCCCAUAAUUAAUCGGCUGGAACGCCCUGGACGCAGAGCUCCGCAAGGCACACCUAUCUGCCGCGCCUCGCUGCGUCUCGCCCGGCGCCGCGGCUCCACAGAUUCACUUACAGGCCCUGCUGCGCAAAAACAGCGCGCGCGCGCGGCGCACGGCUCCCGCCUACGCUGCCGACGCCGGUGCGCAUCGCUGCGCCAGAACACGAAACUCAGACAUAACAAAAAACCAUGGACGAGCUCGCCCGCUUAGAGCUCGUCAACAAAGUCGUGUCAAGACUCGAGGAGGAAGUCGGCAUCGGCGACCGCACAUUAGCCGAGUUCGUCAUCCACUUGGCCCAAGAGGCGGGCACGCCCGUCGCCUUCACGGAAUCACUCGCAAAGAACGGGGCAGACUUUUCCGACGAUUUAUCAAGGCAGAUUUUUGCCUUGGUCGAGGACGCUUCCACACCACUGCCCGCGGCGCCGCCUCCACCAAGGCCGAAGGAACCAGAGCAGCAGCGGAAGCGCCCGCGGCCGUCGGGCGGCCCCGCGGAGCUGUACGAGGUCUAUGCGGGUUCCGUGACGAAAGUUACUGAUUUCGGGUGUUUCGUGGAAUUGGAGGACGUGUCUCCAAGAACCGAAGGCUUGGUCCACGUCUCCAUGAUAAGUCGAGAACGCAUCAGGGAUCCGAGUCAACAUGUACAAAGGAGACAGCGCGUCUUCGUGAAGGUUGUGGGUCGAGCGGGGCAGCGCGUGUCGCUGUCCAUGAAGGAGUGCGACCAGCGAUCGGGCAGAGACUUGCAACCGAGACGACGAGAGCUCCUCGACGACCAAACGGAACGGAAGACGCGCAGUAACCCGAUGAUCAACCCCGGCGUGCGGCUAGACGACAUACAAAGAGAGUCGGGCGGACGAGCGCCGAAACGACUGACCUCUCCGGAAUUGUUCGAAGCGAGGCAACUAGCUGCCUCUGGCGUCUUGCCGCCGGAACUAUUACCUACAUAUGAUGCCGAGCGGGGCGGCGCUCUCGCGGCGGGCGGCCGCGAGGAGGUCGAGGAGGACAUCGAGAUCGAAUUGAAUACGCACGAACCGGCCUUUCUGCGAGGGCAGUCGACGAUAGCACGAGAAGCCUCGCCCAUAAAAAUCGUCGCCAAUCCCGACGGCUCGUUGCAGAGGGCCGCCCUGACCCAGGGCCAGCUCGCGAAGGAGCGGCGCGAGCUGAAGACGGCGCAAGCGAACGCGCUCAUCGACGGCAUUCCAAAAGAUUUGAAUCGGCCGUGGGAGGACCCGAUGCCCGAGGCCGGCGAGCGGCACUUCGCCCAGGAGCUGCGCUCCGUGAAUUUGGCAGGUAGCCAGGUCGAGUCCGCCUGGAAGCAGCAGCAGAAGAAGGCCGCGUUGUCGUUCGGACAUGUUUCCACCAAAACGAUAAGAGAACAACGAGCGGGCCUGCCGAUCGCGCAACUACGCAAUGAGUUGAUGGACGCGAUCCGGGACCACCAAUGUUUAGUGGUGAUCGGCGAGACCGGUAGUGGCAAGACGACGCAGAUGACGCAGUACAUGGCCGAGAUGGGCCUGACGUCCAGAGGUAUGAUCGGCUGCACGCAGCCUCGACGCGUCGCGGCGAUGUCCGUGGCCAAACGAGUCGCCGAGGAGUUCGGUUGCGAUCUCGGCCAAGAAGUCGGGUACACGAUUCGGUUCGAAGAUUGCACGGGACCCUCCACAGUGAUUAAGUACAUGACGGACGGCAUGUUAAUGAGAGAAUACUUGGCGGUGCAUGUCAGUGUGGAACUCUUCGCGUCGACGGCGUUCGCGAGCGUCGUCGGCACGCCCCGCGUCGAUGGCGUCGGGAGCGCCGCCCGCACGCCAUCGCCGCGGCGCCGCACACAUCACGCCUCACCCCGCGCAGGACGGCGACCUCGGCCGCUACUCCGCCUUGAUUCUAGACGAGGCCCACGAGCGGACGAUCCACACGGACGUGCUCUUCGGCUUACUCAAGGAUCUAGUACGAAAGAGACCAGACUUGAAAUUAGUCGUCACGAGUGCAACGCUCGACGCCGAAAAGUUCUCGACGUAUUUUUUCGAAUGCCCGAUUUUUACGAUCCCCGGUCGAUUAUUUCCUGUGGAGGUUUUGUACACGAAGGAGCCGGAGCAGGACUACUUGGAUGCUGCUCUCAUAACCGUGAUGCAGAUCCACUUAUCCGAACCUGCUGGGGAUAUCCUUGUAUUCUUGACGGGCCAGGAAGAAAUUGAUACUUGUUGUGAGGUGUUGUACUCAAGAAUGCAACAACUAGGCGACCUCGCGCCGGAAUUGAUCAUCUUACCUGUGUAUGGCGCUUUGCCAGCCGAGAUGCAAAGUCGUAUUUUUGAACCCGCACCAACAGGCGCCAGAAAAUGCGUCGUCGCGACGAACAUCGCCGAGGCCUCGCUGACCAUAGAUGGCAUCUACUACGUCGUGGAUCCCGGUUUUUGCAAACAAAAAGCUUAUAACCCCAAACUAGGCAUGGAUUCUCUGGUCGUCACGCCCAUCUCCCAAGCCUCGGCCAAGCAGAGGUCUGGCAGGGCUGGCAGGACGGGGCCUGGGAAAUGCUAUCGGUUAUAUACCGAAGCGGCUCUACGUACCGAAAUGCUCCCGACCUCGAUACCAGAAAUCCAACGGACCAAUUUAGGAAAUGUGGUCUUACAGCUCAAGGCCAUGGGCAUCCACGACUUGUUGAAGUUCGACUUCAUGGAUCCCCCACCGGUCGCGACGCUCGUCGGUGCCAUGCAGUCGUUAUACGCUCUCGGCGCUCUAGACGACGAGGGGCUGCUCACGCGGUUCGGGCGGAAGAUGGCCGAAUUUCCCUUGGAGCCGCAAUUGUCAAAAAUGCUCAUCACGGCCGCGGACCUGCGAUGCGCGGAGGAGAUCCUGACGGUCGUAGCCAUGCUUUCAGUAGAACAGCCCUUCUACCGGCCGAAGGAGAAGCAGGCGCAGGCCGACGCGAAGAAGGCCAAGUUCUUCCAGUCCGAGGGCGACCAUUUGAUGUUACUCGCGGUCUACGAGGCCUGGAAAAAUGCCAAGUUCAGCAACCCGUGGUGCUACGAGAAUUAUUUGCAAGCUAGAGCUAUGAGGAGGGCCCAAGACGUGCGCAAGCAGCUCGUCACGAUUUUAGACAGGUACAAGAUGGACGUGUUGAGUGCGGGCCGGGACUGGGAUUUGGUGAGGAGAGCAAUAGUAGCUGGGUAUUUUACCAAUGCGGCCAAGAAGGACCCGCAGGAGGGCUACCGGACCAUGGUCGAGGGCUCGCCGGUGUCGAUUCAUCCCUCUUCGGCACUAUUUAAUAAAAAUCCGGAGUGGCUCGUGUACCACGAACUCGUUUUAACGUCGAAGGAGUACAUGCGGAACGUGAUGGCGAUUGAACCGAAGUGGCUCGUCGAGCUGGCGCCGCGCUUCUUCAAGCGGGCCGACGCCGGGCAGCUGUCUACCGCCAAGAGAAGGCAGAAGAUCGAGCCGUUGUAUGAUCGGUUCAACCCGGAAGGGUCGUGGCGGCUGUCGAAGCGGCGCGGCUAGAUCUAACUACUGUUCUCUGUUAGUCUUCGCGAAGGUGCCUUGUAGUUCUCACCCUAAAUUUU
Molecule: messenger RNA, 3613 nt
Organism: Pelagomonas calceolata
Lineage: Eukaryota; Pelagophyceae; Pelagomonadales; Pelagomonadaceae
Source: the annotation of a GenBank genome assembly